GUGCGGUACAGUGACCCCGGAAGCGAUCUCUUCCAACACGUGUGUAGGGGGCUCAGCAUGGCCGUGGAGAGCAGCCCCGACAUGGAUACUGCGCAGCAUGCCGUGCAAACUCCGUCCAAGAAAUCACCAAACUUCACCAUCCGGGGGGUGCAGUCUAACCGAGAGUUCCUAGACUUCUUCUGGGACAUAGCCAAGCCGGACCAGGAGAUCAGACUGACCGCUACUGAGAACCUCAUCCAGUACCUGAAGUCCAGCACCAAGGAAGAUGAACUGAAGUACACCUUCAAACGUCUUGUAGAAGGCUUGGCAGCAACCCGUGAGCUUGCACGUCCUGGAUUCAGUUUGGCUCUGGCACAGGUCCUGCAAUGCUUUGAAGACAUCCCACUCUCCACAGUCUUAGAACACAUCCUUGAGAAACAUAACCCUGAGAAAGUAAAAAAGAAAUCUGUGAGAAAUGCUGCGUUUGGGAGUUUUUUUGGUGUCCUUGCCUUGUUCCAGUCAGGUCGUCUCAUCAAGGAUCAUGAUGUUCUCCUACGUUGUGUACAGCUUUUGCAGCGUCUGUCUCUGUACAGAGAACACCUGAAAGACCUACCCAACAAGACAUUAGUGGAUAUUCUGACAGAGAUUCCAGAAUCAACAUUUGAGGAAGUGCUGUUCAGAGAGCUACAGUCUGAUUUGACAUCUGCGUUCAGCACCCCAGAACAGCUGCAUUUACUCCUAGUUGGCAUGCAGAUGUUUCCUGCGGUGCUAAAGCCUAAAAAACUGAAGAGGCUGCUGGGUUCAUCCACCAUUACUACCGUGGAAAACAUUCCUAAGUUGGUAGAGAUGUUGAAAAUGGCUGCUCGGUCGGUGAAGAAGGAGCGCAGCCUGCCAGAUGUAGCGCUGGACUUGAUGCGGAUGUCUGUGAAGGAGAAAGCUUUUGAAUUGUUCUGGAAAGAAGUAGUUGAGAAUAGUUUGCUUAAAGACCAGUCCGGCCCGUGCACUUACAUGUGCUACCGGCUGCUGGGUGCUUCUUUGCCUCUCCUCGACCUAAGCCAGCUGCAGAUUGUCCUCCGGAGUGAAGUCAUGCUACACUAUGGAGCGCAUGUUGUUUCCACUCAGCCUGCUGACCGUUUCAAGUUUUCUCCAGAGAUGGAAUCCUAUAUGGAUGCGUACCUAGCAGAGUGCACAGAUCCUGAGAAGCAGGCAGCAGUGAUGAUUGGAUUUACCUUGCUCACUAACCAGGGAUACCCAGUAGUACCCAGUGUCUGGAAAGUAAUCAGACAUAUGCAGCCUGCUGCUCUGCAAUCAUACAUAGACUGGUUGAAGAACAUGUUCAUCCAGGCAGAUCUGAGUUCUUGUAUGGACUUUAGCACGAAGAGGCAGAAGGAGAAGCAGGACCAGCAGAUAUCAACUGAUUACUUUGUGUUUCGCUUGAGAAAAUGGAUAAUUCCUCGACUUUGCAGCAUCGCUGAGAACAACCUGGUAAAACGCAGUGAGGAACAAGUUAGGGACAUUGCUCGGUUUAUUUUCUUCCAUGCUUUUUUCGAAGCUAAAAUGCCUGUCUCUAAUAUUCCGGAAACAAAGUCAACCCUGUCCGUGCCUCUAGAGGAUAACUUGCGAGCACUAGUGGCAGAUGCCUUUUUCAGUUUGCUCUUUCAUUUGAACUGCAUGUCUGUGAUUGGGGACAGUCCAGCAGAGGCCCCGGCAAAGCAGAGACAAGCGACUGGAGUCACUGCAGAUGGAGUCCUUUGGAUUGAGUAUAUGAUUCAAUAUGCCAACACCUUGCUUUCCCAUGGAAAACUGGUGAAGGCAGUUAUACCCUUCACUAAAGAGCAGAAGGCAUCAUGGGAUCGGAUGCUGCAGCAUGUGGAAAGUUUAAAGAAGAAAGCAAAGAAAUCUGCCACUAUGGAAUCAUCGUCUUAUCAGCAGCUAUUGCUUUUAGUGGGAAUUCACCUCUUUAAGACACCAGAAGAGAGUAUGGAGAUACUGAGUGAUAUUAAGGCCUGUCUGGAAAAAGCUCAGAACAAGAAAGCAAAGAAAAAAACUAAGAAAGAUGAAGAUGACCAGGAGCCAGAAUGGGUUGAGGUUAUGGUGGAGAUCCUUCUGUCACUCUUCUCCCAACCUAGCAGACUUUUCCGACUUGUCGCAAGAAACGUAUUUAAAAAUAUUUGUCCAUAUGUGACAAAGAAUGCUUUGCAAUUGAUCCUAAAUGUUCUUGAUGCCGAAGAAGAUGAUAGUGAGGAUGGUGCUAUUGUAGUAACCGAAGAAAAGGGACAAAAACAAUCCACUGAAAACAAGGAGGAUGAACAGGACAGCGGUUCAGAUGAUGAGAGUGAAGAUGAUGAGGAUGAAGAAGAUGGUAAUAGUGGUGAUGAAGAUGAAGACGCUAAUGAAACUGUUAAUGACGACUUCCGUAUACAGCUCAUGAAAAUUUUGCAGGAUGGCGGUGCUCAGGAGGGACAAGACAGCGAUGAUGACUUGGAUGAUGACGCAAUGAUGGCUUUGGAUAAAAACAUCUCCGCUCUGUUUGCUGAGCAGAAAAAACGUAUCCAGGCCAAGAAGGAUGAGAAGGAGCGGAUUCGCAAGGAGAAGAUUCUACGCAAAGACUUUAAGACUAAGGUGCUGGACCUGGUUGACGUCUUUGUUAAAAAGCAGCCUGAAAGCCCAUUGGUGUUUAACAUCAUCGAGCCUCUGAUUUCUACAAUCACACAAAGUAUGAAUUCUGAGUCCUCCAACCAACAGGAGCGGGAUUACCUUCAGAAAUCAGCAGCAAUUUUCAUGAAUGACCUCUGCAAAUCCAAAAAGUAUUGUAGGGAUGUGUCCGAGUUAAAAGAAGAGCUGCAUGCUAUGAUGGAGCGGCUAUUGAACGGUGCUUGUAAACAAAAUGACUCCUCGGUGGGUUUGUACUACUUCAGCGCCUCCCUUUAUCUUUUCAAAGUACUGAAAAAUAGUACAAAGGGUCAACCAGAGUCAGACGACACAAAGACAUUGUCUCAGGGUGAAUACUUUGGGUGCCUGGAUCUCCCACGGGUGACAGAACUCUAUCAAGAAUCAUUGAAGAGCUUCAUGUCCAAGCGAAAGACCUCCCUCACUGCCGCCAUGUUCAUGGAUCUCUUUCACCGGUACCCAUUUAUGUGCAAGUCAAUGCUGACUAUUGUAUUAACCUCUAUUAAAGAUGGCGCUAGACAACAUCAGCAGUCCCAGGCAUGUGCUCUUCUUCUGAAAGCCCUGCAGACCGCGGACCUGAAGAAGAACAUGUCACCUUCUGAGUGGCAAGAUCUUCUUAAAGAAGCCAUCAACCAGGUUAUUCAGACACUGGAAGCUAUGUCUGAAAUUAAAGUUAAAGUUGACCAGGAGAAACUCAUUAAAUGCUUUGAGUUGCUGAACUUCCUGAUCAAAACUGUGACACAGCAGAAACUGGAGGUCAAUCUCACUGAGCUGCAUCCGGUGCUCCAAUCUGUGAGUCAGAACAAAGGCUUUGGAACGUCAAUCCGGGAGAGAGACAUGUACUGGAAUGUCAUGAAACUUAUUGGAGUUGUGCGUCCCAAGGAACCAAAGCGAAAAGCUGUGGAAGAGGUUGUUGAAAGUAAUAAUCCACCAAAGAAAAAGAAAGGGUUCUUACCAGAGACCAAAAAACGCAAGAAUCGUAAGAAGGCCACCACAGGAGAAUCCACGCCAAGUGCUGCAGAAACCAAGAUCGAGAGUUCAGAAGAUCAAAGCAAAGUCUCCAAUUCGAAGAAAAGGAAGAAGAGGAGAAACAAAAAAAAGAUCUUGCAAAGUGAAGGAACGCAGGAGAACUCUGCUGUGCCUCCCCCAAACAAGAAGGCCAAACCAAAUGGGGAGGCAGUUGCCCCCAAGGCAGACAAGACAAAGAAAAAAAAGGCAAAGAACAAGAACGCCAACUAAUCACUGCAUUAUUGUUUGUAUUUAAUAAGCAUAUUUUAUACAGACAUUGUACAGUGUUUCGUGUGCUUUUAUUAUAUAGGCCGUUCCUAUGUGUUCAGUAUCCACCAUGGAAAAUGUCUGAGGCUCAACCGCCUUGAAAACACGGAUUUCUUUUACUUGCCAAUACAGACUCUGAAAUACAUCCACAAAUCUUACAGAUGGAAAUAUACUGUAGACCUAUCAUGGGGAUGGUAACUGAAAACAGGAAAACUUGGAAUGUAAGAUACUGUAUAGGUUCUAUUUCCAACUUUUAUUGUAAUUUUUUUCUUUCUUUCAAUAAAGCGUUGCAGCUUUUGACUCUGGAAACAUUGGUUUUGAUGGCAUGUAAAGAAAGUGUUUGAAGAAACAUUAAACAGUUUAUUCAUGCACAAUCUGUCAUCGAGUACAUUGCAAAAAAGACGAGAACUUAAAAAAAGAAAAAGGAAAGCAUAAAAUCGGUAUUUCGUAGCAAUUACAAAAAAGGCUUUAACCCCUUAAGGACACAUGACAUGUGUGACAUGUCAUGAUUCCCUUUUAUUCCAGACGUUUGGUCCUUAAGGGGUUAAGCUGAAAUAUUUGACUUCCCUGACCUUAAAGUAGUGCUAUUCAUGUAUACAGGUGUACAGUGUAUGUCUGAAUGAGUCAUUCGAUUUGUUCUAUUUGCAAAGUGUACAUCUGUGCUCACCAUAAAAUACCUUAG
Messenger RNA from Pelobates fuscus (common spadefoot toad), 4606 nucleotides. RefSeq names its product MYB binding protein 1a (gene MYBBP1A). The transcript has 27 exons. Gene Ontology annotation, cellular component: nucleolus. Gene Ontology annotation, biological process: regulation of DNA-templated transcription. The record is from RefSeq and is a predicted model, not a curated record. Bases 58 to 3888 code for a protein of 1276 amino acids. Gene Ontology annotation, molecular function: sequence-specific DNA binding; transcription factor binding; transcription corepressor activity. NCBI's taxonomy places the organism in Eukaryota, Metazoa, Chordata, Amphibia, Anura, Pelobatidae.